AUCAGUUCUGUCGUGAUCGUUGGUGUGUGUAAGAAACGGAUAUAAAAAAUUAAAUAAAAUAAAAAACAUAUGCGUAUCGUAUACAAAGACAUUUGAAACCGUUUCUAAGAGCAGGCAAGGAUUUUGAAAAACCUGCUCACCGCCACACGAUCACCACUCACUUAUGUUCGAAGUCAAAAAUAUUUGUAAAAUAAUAUAUGGAUAAAAAUAAUAAAUGCUGACGAGAGCUGCUACAACGAUCGUAUCGUUACUUAAAAUUACUGUGUCUGUGAAACACUAAUAUUACAAGCAAAGCUUAGAGGCUGCCAUUACAUGCAACAAGUGUUCGUGUUUAUAUCGUCCUUAAAUCUCUUGGAAAUUUUAUAAUUCUUUUGUAACAAUAAAUCGAAAAUUUCGAGUGGAUAUCAAAAUGGCCGAAAAGCGAAUUAGUUAACUGCAAUAAAUACAAGUUUAGAUGACACUGCCUAUAAACAAAGAUACCACGAGCAACGAAACUAAUCAACACUUCAUAAGAAGAAAAAAUUUAAAGCCAUUAGUUAAAAUUAAUUUUAUUGCGGUCGCAUCAUGAAACCUGGCGACCCCAUUCCCAAUGGUAUAUCGCCUAGCCCCAGCGGGGAUCACGAAGCCGAUUAUCAAUACCCCAACAAUAAUGAUCCAAACGUUAGAUAUGGUGGUGAGACACCCAACAUUCCUGAGACAGUUAAUGGGACCGUAGCAGGUGGAGGUGCUGGUGCUGGUGCUGCGGCAGCUGGUGGUGGCGGAAAUCAUCAAAAGACAACCUCGCAAAAGCAUAAACCACGCGGCAAUAAACAACCGGACAGACCAGAACGCGCUUUAUUUUGUCUGGGUCUUAAAAAUCCACUGCGUGCUGUUUGUUUAAAAAUCGUAGACUCAAAAAUAUUUGAGUAUUUUAUAUUGUUAACUAUAUUUGCGAACUGCGUGGCUUUGGCAGUUUAUACACCUUUUCCCGCUGGAGACUCCAACGAUACUAAUCAGUUUUUGGAAAACAUUGAAUCAAUUUUUAUGGUGAUUUUCACAUCGGAAUGUGCUAUGAAAAUAAUUGCUUAUGGCUUUUGCAUGCACAAUGGCUCGUAUUUACGUAACACUUGGAAUUUUCUGGAUUUUUUCAUAGUGGUUAUUGGCAUACUGAGCUCCUCUCUGUCGACGUUAAUGCAGGGCGUCGAUGUUAAAGCCUUACGAGCAUUUCGUGUAAUGCGGCCAUUGCGUUUGGUGUCGGGAGUGCCAAGCUUACAGGUGGUGCUGAAUUCUAUUUUGCGAGCCAUGAUACCACUUUUUCACAUCGCUCUCUUGGUGCUGUUUGUAAUUAUUAUUUAUGCAAUUAUAGGCUUGGAGUUGUUUAGCGGUAAACUAACCAAAACCUGCCGAAAUAUAGAAACUGGCGAUUAUUUAGCUGACGUAGACGAGGUUCAUCCAUGCGGAAUAGGUUUUCAAUGCCCUGAAGGUUUCGCCUGCUAUGAUGGCUGGAUUGGUCCGCACUGGGGUAUCACGAAUUUUAACAAUUUCGGUCUUUCCAUGCUUACCGUAUUUCAAUGCAUCACAUUGGAAGGAUGGACAGAUGUCCUUUACGAUAUACAAGAUGCCAUGGGAUCUUCUUGGCAAUGGAUUUAUUUUGUUUCUAUGGUUAUAUUGGGUGCUUUUUUCGUUAUGAAUCUUAUUCUUGGUGUACUGUCCGGUGAAUUUUCUAAAGAACGUAAUAAAGCGAAAAAUCGUGGCGAUUUUCAGAAAUUACGUGAAAAACAACAAAUCGAGGACGAUCUUAAAGGUUAUUUGGAUUGGAUAACGCAAGCCGAAGAUAUUGAGCCCGAUACCGAAGGUCAAUUAAUUGCGGAUACUAAGGGUACGACAGCCAACGAAAUGGACUCCACCGAGCAAUUGGGUGAUCCAACCGAAUUGCAAGUAACUGAAUCAUGGUUUGCUAAAAAAAAGAAAAGUUUCGAUCGCGUUAAUCGUCGCGUACGUAGGGCUUGUCGAAAAACUGUCAAAUCUCAAGCCUUCUAUUGGUUAAUUAUCAUAUUGGUAUUCUUAAACACCGGCGUCUUGGCGACAGAACAUCAUGGCCAGCCAGUUUGGCUGGAUGAAUUUCAAGAAUACACAAAUAUUUUCUUUAUUGCCUUAUUUACCUGUGAGAUGAUCUUGAAAAUGUAUAGCUUGGGCUUUCAAGGUUAUUUUGUAUCGCUGUUCAAUCGAUUCGAUUGCUUUGUAGUUAUCGGUAGUAUUACGGAAAUGGUUUUAACCGGCAGCGAAAUAAUGCCACCACUCGGUGUAUCCGUGUUACGUUGUGUACGCUUGCUAAGAGUCUUCAAAGUGACAAAAUACUGGCGCUCAUUGUCAAAUCUGGUUGCUUCUCUACUAAAUUCCAUACAAUCGAUUGCUUCAUUGCUGUUGCUAUUGUUUCUAUUCAUUGUGAUUUUCGCUCUAUUGGGUAUGCAAUUAUUUGGCGGUAAAUUCACUACUAUUAAUAAGACCGAAGACAAGCCACGCUCGAAUUUCGAAACGUUCCUCAAUAGCUUAUUAACGGUAUUCCAGAUAUUAACCGGUGAGGAUUGGAAUGCUGUCAUGUAUGAUGGUAUACGAGCACAUGGUGGCGUAUUUUCUUUCGGCAUUUUGUUUUGCGUUUACUUUAUUAUACUUUUCAUAUGCGGUAAUUAUAUAUUAUUGAAUGUGUUCUUGGCCAUUGCUGUCGAUAAUUUAGCCGAUGCGGAUUCAUUGACAACUGUGGAGAAAGAAGAAGGCGAACCCGUCGAUGAAGCAGAAAUGAAUAAAUCUCAUAGUCCCACACCGACAUUAGAGGAAGAUGACGAAAUGGCUGAUGAUACACGCAUUGAUAUGAGCGAUCAGGAAAUGAAUGAGAAUAAAUUAGAUGAUGGGACUUUUUGUGAAGACGAAAUGUUAGAGGGUGAUCCCGAGUUAUAUGAGGAAGAACAAGAUGCAAGUAUAUACGAUGAUUCACCCCGAGUUACAGCACGUCCCCGUCGUCUCUCCGAAAUGAGCUUUAAGAAGGUCACCAAGCCCAUACCAAAAGGAAGUUCAUUUUUUAUAUUUAGUCAUACUAACAGAUUUCGCGUGUUCUGUCAUCGCUUGUGCAACCACAGCAGCUUCGGAAAUUUCAUCUUAUGCUGCAUUAUGUUUUCAUCGGCUAUGUUAGCAGCUGAAGAUCCUUUAAGAGCGGAUUCAAGUAGAAAUCAGGUUUUAAAUAAAUUUGAUUAUUUUUUCACAUCCGUUUUCACCAUUGAAUUGCUGCUUAAGUUGAUAUCCUACGGUUUUGUCCUGCAUGACGGAGCCUUUUGUCGUUCGGCAUUCAAUUUAUUGGAUUUACUGGUCGUUUGCGUCAGUCUAAUAUCAAUGGGAUUCAAAGAGAGUGCGAUUUCAGUUGUGAAGAUCUUACGUGUUUUAAGAGUCUUAAGGCCAUUACGUGCCAUCAAUCGUGCUAAAGGUUUAAAGCAUGUAGUUCAAUGUGUAAUUGUUGCUGUAAAAACUAUUGGAAAUAUUGUGCUAGUGACAUGCCUUCUGCAGUUCAUGUUUGCCGUUAUAGGAGUCCAAUUAUUUAAGGGUAAAUUUUUUCAAUGCUCGGAUGGCUCCAAAAUGUAUGAAGAAGAUUGCCACGGUACAUAUUUGGUCUAUGAAAACGGUGAUGUGAAUAAACCUCGCCUGGAGCAACGCGAGUGGAAGAAUAAUCGCUUUCAUUUCGAUAACGUAGCGAAAGCUAUGUUAAGUUUAUUUACCGUAACUACUUUUGAGGGUUGGCCCGAUCUACUAUACGUUUCCAUUGACUCGAAUAAAGAAAAUGGUGGCCCCAUACACAAUUUUCGCCCGAUAGUAGCCGCUUAUUAUAUUAUUUACAUUAUUAUUAUUGCGUUUUUUAUGGUUAACAUAUUCGUUGGUUUCGUGAUUGUUACAUUCCAAAAUGAGGGUGAACAAGAAUAUAAGGAUAUAGAAUUGGAUAAAAAUCAACGAAAUUGCAUAGAGUUUGCAUUAAAAGCUAAACCGGUACGACGUUAUAUACCGAAAAAUGGCACACAAUACAAGGUGUGGUGGUUUGUCACAUCUCCCUCGUUUGAAUACUUGAUAUUUGUAUUGAUUAUGAUUAACACGGUAACAUUGGCCAUGAAAUUCCACAAACAACCGGAAUUCUACACGGAAUUAUUGGAUGCUCUGAAUAUGAUAUUUACGGCGGUAUUUGCUUUGGAAUUUGUCUUUAAAUUAGCAGCAUUUCGCUUUAAGAAUUAUUUUGGUGAUGCUUGGAAUACUUUUGAUUUUAUAAUCGUUCUGGGUAGUUUUAUAGAUAUUGUUUACAGUGAAAUUAAGAAUAAAGAAGACGCUCUAACAGCCGCUUGUGAUGUGGUUCAAGGAUGCAAAAGUAAAGCUAAGGGUGGAUCUACACUUAUUUCAAUAAAUUUCUUCCGUUUGUUUCGCGUAAUGCGUUUAGUAAAGUUGCUAUCGAAAGGUGAAGGUAUCCGCACUUUACUAUGGACUUUUAUAAAAUCAUUUCAAAGUCUGCCUUACGUUGCUCUACUUAUCGUAAUGCUAUUUUUCAUUUAUGCAGUAAUCGGUAUGCAGAUUUUUGGAAAAAUCGUUUUGGAUGAUGACACUACCAUCCAUCGCAACAAUAAUUUUCAAUCAUUUCCUCAAGCCCUAUUGGUAUUAUUCCGUUCGGCUACCGGCGAAUCUUGGCAAAAUAUUAUGAUUGAUUGCUCGCCAAGAGAAGAAGUGAAAUGCGAUCCACUUUCGGACGCAAAGGGUGACUGUGGUUCGGCUAUUGCCUUCCCUUACUUUAUAUCAUUCUAUGUUGUCUGCAGUUUUUUGAUUCUUAACUUGUUUGUGGCCGUUAUUAUGGAUAAUUUUGAUUAUUUAACACGCGAUUUUUCUAUAUUGGGUCCACAUCAUUUGGAUGAAUUUAUACGUCUUUGGUCCGAAUAUGACCCGGAUGCUAAAGGUCGCAUUAAACAUCUAGAUAUAGUUACGUUGUUGAGAAAAAUAUCUCCACCUUUGGGAUUCGGUAAAUUGUGUCCACAUCGUACGGCCUGCAAGCGUCUGGUGUCUAUGAAUAUGCCUUUAAAUUUGGAUGGGACAGUUUUAUUCAAUGCCACACUUUUCGCCGUGGUACGUACUUCGUUAUCAAUUAAAACCGAAGGUAACAUUGAUGACGCCAACACCGAGCUGAGAGCGAUAAUCAAACAAAUUUGGAAACGUACUAAUCCUAAGCUAUUAGAUCAAUGUGUACCGCCACCCGGCAACGAAGACGAGGUUACUGUCGGCAAAUUUUAUGCCACCUACUUAAUCCAAGACUAUUUUAGACGAUUUAAAAAACGCAAGGAAAUGGAAGGCCGGGAAGGUCAAAUUGAUAGCGAUGAUACUGUUACAUUGCAAGCAGGUCUACGAACAUUGCACGAAGUAUCGCCAGCCUUGAAGAGAGCAAUCUCGGGUAACUUGGACGAAUUAGCUGAGGAACCGGAACCUAUGCAUAGGCGGCAUCAUACACUUUUUGGCAAUGUUUGGUCUUCAUUACGUCGACACGGUGGUUCAAAACCGGGUAAAAUCAACCGCAAUUUAGCUCUUGGUAGCGCCUCUGAAGGCGUACGAUCCGAUAUUUCAAAUAUGGGCUCCGAUUAUAUAUACGACUCGAUACAUUGUAGCGUAGCGGAUGGCAUUGAUAAUCUGACUAGAAAUCUUAUGCAAACGCGGCCUGGUGGUGGCAAUGAAUUGCGAACCUUUAACGAAACAAUGAGUAUGCGCCCUCUUAUGAUGAAGAGUCUCGGCAAUAAUGCACCAACUUACGAAAGUGUGCUUAGCGACAACUCGCAACGCAGUAAUCUAUUGCAUCCUUACAAUAAUGUGAAUGGUACCCUACGCAAUCAAGAUCGUUUAUUGCACCCCAGUUCCCCUAAUUCAUAUUUGGCAGUCCCAGCACGCGUGCCUACUUCAUAUGAAGUCAAUGGCUUGGCCGAGAGUCUGGUCGGGGGGGUCCUCGUCGCUGAAGGUCUAGGUAAAUACUGUGAUUCAGAAUUUGUCGGCUCCGCAACGCGAGAAAUGCAAGAAGCUCUUGAUAUGACACCGGAAGAAAUGAAUUUGGCCGCUCAUCAAUUAUUAAACAGCGGCAACGUUUUGAGCGAUAUGAUGCCCACAUCACCUGCCACAUAUGCACCAAUUCAUUUACGUACAAUUACAGGAUCUACCGCCACUACUACUCGCCCAAAUCCAGCAACAUUAUCUCCGCCCUCCAAAACGACAUUUGCAAACAAUCGCAAUUUCAAUUCAUAACGAAGAAAGAUAGAACUGUUUUUUUUCAUACCUGAAAAUCAAAUCAAAUUCAGAAUCA
Molecule: messenger RNA, 6337 nt
Organism: Glossina fuscipes
Lineage: Eukaryota; Metazoa; Arthropoda; Insecta; Diptera; Glossinidae
Gene: Ca-alpha1D
Product: muscle calcium channel subunit alpha-1
Exons: 28
Coding region: 565-6279 (1904 amino acids)
Biological process (GO): calcium ion import across plasma membrane
Cellular component (GO): voltage-gated calcium channel complex; membrane
Molecular function (GO): high voltage-gated calcium channel activity
Source: RefSeq, a predicted model, not a curated record